This is a messenger RNA of Thrips palmi, 2210 nucleotides long. Its product is annotated as chitooligosaccharidolytic beta-N-acetylglucosaminidase-like. Bases 40 to 1803 code for a protein of 587 amino acids. The record is from RefSeq and is a predicted model, not a curated record. Gene Ontology annotation, biological process: carbohydrate metabolic process; ganglioside catabolic process; glycosaminoglycan metabolic process. Gene Ontology annotation, molecular function: beta-N-acetylhexosaminidase activity. Lineage: Eukaryota; Metazoa; Arthropoda; Insecta; Thysanoptera; Thripidae. The transcript is spliced from 10 exons. Gene Ontology annotation, cellular component: membrane.
CAGAGCCGCCCCCGACUUCGGCCGCGGCAAGCGCCCGGCAUGGCGCCCGGCGUCAGGCUCGACGUGGAGGUGUGCGUGGAGACGGACGCGCUGUCGCUGGACUGGUCGUCCGAUGAAAGCUACGUGCUGGAGGGACUGGAGAAACUGGACAGCGACGCAGCCGCGCCGCCGGGGCAGGGACGGCAGGGAGUGGUCGUGGCCAGGAUUCGCGCGGCCACCUUCUUCGGCGCCCGCCACGCGCUGGAGAGCCUCUCGCAGCUGAUCGCGCACACAGGGCCGCCGCCAGACGGCAGCUCCGACGGUCUCCUCGUCAUCGUGGACCGCUUCACCGUGACGGAUGCCCCCGCCUUUCCCCACCGAGGACUUCUGCUGGACACGUCUAGGAACUACUACCCGCCCGCCUACAUCCGCGCCACCAUCAACGCCAUGGCGCAGAACAAGCUCAACGUGCUGCACUGGCACAUCACGGACUCCCAGAGCUUCCCCUACGAAUCGACCAGCCUCCCCCAGAUGUCGGCGUUCGGCGCCUACUCCCCCAGGGAGACCUACCCGGCGGCCACGGUCCGCGAGCUGAGCCGCUUCGCGCUGUCCCGCGGCGUGCGGCUGCUGCCCGAGCUGGACGCCCCCGCGCACGUGGCCGCGGGCUGGGGGUGGGGGCGCGCCGCGGGGCUCGGCGACCUGGUGGUGUGCGAGGCGCAGCAGCCCUGGAUCCGCUACUGCGUGGAGCCGCCCUGCGGCCAGCUCAACCCGGCCAACCCCAACGUGUACCGCGUGCUGGCGGCCCUCUUCGACGACAUGCUCAAGGACUUCUACGACGCGCCGUCGUCGCCGGUGCCGUUCUUCCACAUGGGCGGCGACGAGGUGCACAUGGGCUGCUGGAACUCCUCCAAGGAGGUGCUGGACUACAUGGCGCGGUCCCUGGGUCGGCCCAAACGCCGCAAGGAGGACUUCGUGGCGCUGUGGGGGCACUUCCAGGCCAGGGCGACGCAGGCCCUGGACAAGGCGCAGCGCGACAUGCAGCCGCCGCAGCCCGACCUGCCCACCACCGAAGGCCCCCUGCUGCCCGACGUCGACGCCGAUGUCAACGACGUCCGCGAGGGUGAGGUCAACUCUGUGCUGCGUCGCCGCCAGGCUCCCGACGACGGCCCUCUGGCCGCGCAGGCCGCCGUCGGCCCGGUGGAACUGGUGGAACUGCCCGAGGUCGCCGAGGACAUCGACGACGGCCUCCAGGAGGGCCGCGCCUCUCCCAGUCAGAGCGGCAGCGGCAUUCCUGUCAUCCUGUGGACGUCGGAGCUGACAGCCGCCGACGUGGUCCAGAAGUACCUCGAUAAGGACAGGUACGUGAUCCAGCUGUGGCUGCGGGCGGGGGACCCCCUCGCCAGGGACUUGGUGUCCAAGGGGUACCGCGUCAUCGUGUCCACCAAGGACGCCUGGUACUUGGACCACGGCUUCGGCAACUGGAAGGGCAACUCGACGGCGGGCUACCUGUACCACCCGUGGCAGGUGGCUUACGACAACGACCCCCUGGCGGGGCUGGGCGGCCUCGGCGACGUGUCGCGGCAAGUGCUGGGCGGGGAGGCCGCCAUGUGGGGCGAGCAGGCCGACCAGAGCGGCGCCAGCACCAAGACCUGGCCGCGUGCCGCCGCGGUGGCGGAGAGGCUGUGGUCGGGGCCGAGCGCCACCACGUGGACGUCGGCGCGGAUCCGCUUCGUCAGGCACCGUGACCGGAUGGCGCGGCUCGGCACGCCGUCGGAGUCGGUGCAGCCCGAGUGGUGCACCCAGCACGAGGGCCAGUGCUACUAGUGCUGCGAGUACGACUCAGCGCCGCGGGUUCGAGCCCCGAGGCCGGUGCCACUUUUAUUUCUCUGCCCGCUCGUGAUCUCGACUAGUUACUUGUAAGGGUGCGUGGGGACGUGGGGAAUAAGGGGUUACAAUGUUAGUUUUACUUACGAGCGUUUUUUGGAACCGCUCUCGGUGUGAGAAUGAUCUUAUAUGUGUGGGCGCUGUAGAGCAGUGCAUCUAGUCCUAAUUCAUUACGUCAUUCCCUGUCCGUGAAACACGUGAAUCGAUCUCAGGUAGAUUAAAGAGGGGGUGUGAGAUGACUCAAUAAGAUAAGCCAAUAGCGUAGUUUUAGAAUAUAUUUUUUAUACUUUUCUCUCGGCCGUGUCGCCCGCAAACAAAAUGGAAAUAAAGCCUUUUCGAACAACGAA